AUGGCGCGUCAGGGCAAUCACAUUCCUGUGACGCGCACAGGAAGCCUACCGCCUAGAAUCUCCAAAUCUGCACGAUCUACGUCCAGACCCAAACGGCCCCCCGGACGCCCCUUCAAGCUGCCCCGGAGUACAAGUGCAAGCACAUCAUCAUCCCGAUCUGGUCGCUCGGGCCGUCCCUCUGCCUCCCCGAGCGUCGCCCCAACUCCACCGCGCAGGACGCUGUCAAUGCUAGAGGCCCUACCCAGGGAGCUCAUUGAGCAGAUCUUCCUCUAUUCAUUGAACCUCAACCUCCCACGUGCUUCACCCGCCCUCGCUGCCGCGCUCUCUAGAGAACACAUCUACAAGCUUCUCAUCAUCCUCGCCUGUUGGGAUGACCCACCGGACGCCAGUUCCUCAUACAAAGGCAUUGGCCCCAUCCUGGCGCCGCUUGAUUACAUACCAUUAGGAAUCCCUCAACGCGCCAAGCUGCAAGAGGAUGUCUUCCGCUGUCGAUUCUGUACACUGGACCGCGUCCGAGACCAGAUUCCCACCAUGAUGCUUUUAACCAUCCGCCGCCAGUGGAUCAACAACGAUAUCGUCAUGGAGCCAGAUCAACAGGAAGCCCUGGAACAGUUCAUGGAGCGCAAAGACAACAAAGUCGCCACCUUCCAAGGAAAGGGACCGCCAGUCCAGAUAGUACCCCAGAUUAGGGCCAAUCCCGAGUUGCUGCGCCGAGCCCAGCAGCCCGGUCUGCACGAGUACGAGCUAUGCGUGAAUCCGAUGACCCUCAUCGAAUACCGCUCAAAAACAUUAGGUACAACUGUGACUUGGCCCGCUCUCAAUCUAAAAAUCUUCCCACCCAAUCUCCUCCGCGGGGGACCGAAGGGCUUCAGCGCCGCCGACGUCGAAUUCCUCGAAAUGCUACGUAUCACCUCGGGCAACACCCUUCCGCCCUUUAACGAGCUGGGACCCUGUACAUUUACGACUGUCGACCGGAGGGCACUACACACAGGCGUGAACAAGGCAAUAGUAACGCAGAAUUUCGUGGCACUCGAAACACUGCUCAAGAUCGAUGAACUCUUCUGCCGCUUCCAUGGCCAUAGAACUGAAGAAUCGGUUUUUUACACCAUCCCGUCCGAGCACUACCUCACCGUGAUCCGUUUACGCUGUGAUCCGAUCCAGAACGUCCGAUUAUUUCAAACUCUCCUUCGUGCCUCGGCGGAGUCGAUGCCGAUCAAAUCAACGGAACUUACUCAGUGGAUGUUCAAUCUCGUCUCCAUGGCAGAACAGGAUCCCGCGCAAUAUGGCCAAAUUAGCAAGUUUGUGCAUUGGUUAAUGGAUUUCUAUAUUGAAAUUGAGAACCAUAUUGAAUGGGCGAGGCAACAUCCUAGUGGCGCGCUGUUUUAUCAGGGCCUGUUGGAUCCAAAUGAGGAGAAGGGAAGAAAAUACAUUGAUGCAGUAUAUGGCCCUGGUGCGAAACCGCCUAAGAGAUAUAUUGAUGAGACUUCGUUCGACGCGAAGCAUUGGUGGUUGAAGCAGGCUGGGUCGGAAGUGCCUCCUCACUUUGUGAGAAGUCCUCCGCAGACUGGGCCUUGA
Messenger RNA from Penicillium atrosanguineum, 1575 nucleotides. RefSeq lists its product as uncharacterized. The record is from RefSeq and is a predicted model, not a curated record. The transcript has a single exon. Lineage: Eukaryota; Fungi; Ascomycota; Eurotiomycetes; Eurotiales; Aspergillaceae. The coding region runs from base 1 to 1575 and encodes 524 amino acids.